Messenger RNA from Pelobates cultripes (western spadefoot toad), 156 nucleotides. Lineage: Eukaryota; Metazoa; Chordata; Amphibia; Anura; Pelobatidae. The record is from the annotation of a GenBank genome assembly.
AUGACAGUGGCGGAGGCUGAGACCAAGGCCCUCCGGUCAGACCUGGAGCACACAAAUACAGCGGUUACAGGCCAAAAAGCAGACAUGGCCUACCUCAACACGUGGAUAGAUGACCUGGACAACCGCGGCCGCAGGCUGAACCUGCGAGUCCGCGGA